This is a messenger RNA of Dipodomys spectabilis (banner-tailed kangaroo rat), 1415 nucleotides long. It is a transcript of the gene Cnn2, whose product is annotated as calponin 2. Bases 44 to 967 code for a protein of 307 amino acids. Gene Ontology annotation, molecular function: actin binding. The transcript is spliced from 8 exons. The record is from RefSeq and is a predicted model, not a curated record. NCBI's taxonomy places the organism in Eukaryota, Metazoa, Chordata, Mammalia, Rodentia, Heteromyidae. Gene Ontology annotation, biological process: actomyosin structure organization.
GCCCGCCGGCUCCCGCCGCGCCCCGUCCGCGCCGCCGCCAGCCAUGAGCUCCACGCAGUUCAACAAGGGGCCGUCGUACGGACUCUCGGCCGAAGUCAAGAACCGGCUCCUGUCCAAAUAUGACCCCCAGAAGGAGGCUGAGCUCCGCAGCUGGAUCGAAGGGCUCACGGGCCUCUCCAUCGGCCCCGACUUCCAGAAGGGUCUGAAGGACGGGGUGAUCUUGUGCACACUCAUGAACAAGCUGCAGCCGGGCUCGGUCUCCAAGAUCAACCGCUCCAUGCAGAACUGGCACCAGCUAGAAAACCUCUCCAACUUCAUCAAGGCCAUGGUCAACUACGGCAUGAACCCUGUGGACCUGUUUGAGGCUAACGACUUGUUCGAGAGUGGGAACAUGACACAGGUCCAGGUGUCGCUUCUCGCACUGGCAGGGAAGGCUAAGACAAAAGGGCUGCAGAGUGGCGUGGACAUCGGGGUCAAGUACUCGGAGAAGCAGCAGCGGAACUUCGAUGAUGCCACCAUGAAGGCCGGCCAGUGUGUCAUUGGGCUGCAGAUGGGCACCAACAAAUGUGCCAGCCAGUCCGGUAUGACAGCCUAUGGCACCAGGCGGCAUCUCUACGACCCCAAGAACCACAUCCUGCCCCCCAUGGACCACUCCACCAUCAGCCUUCAGAUGGGCACAAACAAGUGUGCCAGUCAGGUGGGCAUGACGGCUCCGGGGACCCGGCGACAUAUCUAUGACACCAAGCUGGGGACAGACAAGUGUGACAACUCCUCCAUGUCCCUGCAGAUGGGUUACACACAGGGUGCCAAUCAGAGUGGCCAGGUCUUUGGUCUGGGCCGCCAGAUAUAUGAUCCCAAGUAUUGCCCGCAAGGCUCUGCGGCAGAUGGCGCUCCACCUGGUGCCAAUGACUACCCCAGGGAGGCCUCAGAAUAUGUGCCCUACUACCAGGAGGAGGCCGGCUACUGAAGCACCCCAGAAUGCCAACUCCCCAUUGCAGUACCCUGUCUGGGGCUUGGGGUUUUUAUGGGUGUAGCUUUCCCUUUUCUCAUUCUUUUUUAAACAUUUAGUACCGCCCGUGGAGGGUCUGUGGGUGAUUGGGGCUGCUUUGACCCAUUCUGACAGGACUUCCUUUGCAGGACUGAGCCCUGGGUAGAUGUGAGGGGUCCAUGGGUGGGGCAUGUUACCUGGCAGCAAAUUUCCCAGAAUGCUCUAAGACAGAGCCAGUUAGGGACCAGCCCUCAAAUGACUUCCUGUUUCUUCCUCUCUUGAUCAACUUCUCUUGAUCAACUUGUGGUUUCUAUUGGGCAGAAGUUUCAAAGUAGUUUUAAGGAAAGGAAACUGUGUGUGUGUGUGUGUGUGUGUGUGUGUGUGUGUGUGUGUGUGUGUGUGUGUGUGUGUGUGUGUGCGCGCACGC